Molecule: messenger RNA, 1119 nt
Organism: Colletotrichum acutatum
Lineage: Eukaryota; Fungi; Ascomycota; Sordariomycetes; Glomerellales; Glomerellaceae
Exons: 2
Coding region: 159-1079 (306 amino acids)
Source: RefSeq, a predicted model, not a curated record
CUUUUCUCUCCGAAUCUUACUGUGCUAGACAAAGUCCCAAAGCAUUCAUUCUUUUCUCGUUCCCUGAUCACUUGCGGUUUUAUUUCUCAGCGCUCAAGUCCUCGGUGACCUCUCACUCUUAAUCGGUAAAAGCGAAACUCGACACUCAGCUUAUCAAUAUGGCGGAAGCUCUAGGCCUAGCUGCCAGUGUCAUUGCCGUGGUCGACGUAACCGCUAAAGUCGGGAGUGCCACGUUCAAGCUCAUGAAACUGUGGAACGAGGUAAAGGAGGUACCAACAAUGCUCUUGCAGAAAGCAGAACGUAUCAGAGACCUGGAAGACUUCCUUCUCGAUGCCGAAGGCCACAUUCGAGAUAGCCCGCUGCCGCAAGCCUUCUGGAAUACGAACCACCGCUUGCAGCAACAUAUUGAAAAGGUCCGCCGCGCACUUGAUGAGGUUCAACAACUAGUGGACGAUCUACAAGCUAAGUCGACUGCCCGAAAAGACGGCUUCAGAAGCAAGCUGUUGUCAACCAAGGUUGUGUUCCGGAAAGAGGAGUUGAAAACUUUGGACGGGAAGCUUGAUGCAGCUCUUGCUCUUUUUUCCAUCGCACAGAUGCAGUGGAUUAUGGCAAUGUCGGCAUUUAGGACCUCAAUGAGCAUCCAGCCGCGAUCUGAAAGAACAGCUACUUCAAACACACCGACGGUGGAAAAGAAGACAAAGACAGUGCUGGCAUCCACCACACCCGCUCUCUUCUACAUUUCUACCCCGGCUUCGAUCUUGCCUACCUUUCGAUUUGGGUUUGGAGACAACGAAAGCUUCCAAUUCUCUAUCCAGGCGCCAAGCUGGCUCGCUGGGUCUGUCUACUCACUCAUGGCCCAGAAAAGCUAUCAGGGUUGGCAGCUCAACCUCAGAGCUUACGAAGUGGUAAAAUACUUCAGCGACGAAUUAUAUGACUGCAUCGAAAAUGACAACCCCUCUGGAACUCUCCGAGUGCUCUCCAAAUACAACAUGACUCCCUUCGCAAAAGAUCAAUUUGGAAGAAGCCUGCUACAGGUGAGAGUAUUCGCUCUCACGGUGAUAUCGAGAUUUGGUGACUGAUGAGGCCGAGUCAACCGCAGAUCGCAGUCCAGAAGAAAUC